UCUUUCAUCCCUGCUCCAAUUCUACUUGUUAUUCUUCUUCACGCCGGCUCCUCCUCCAUUUCAGCAGCUCAUUGUUGCCGCCGCCGCCUCUCUCCCGUGAACUGCUGCCGCCGUCGCCGUUCAUCUUGUACCGAUUUUAUACUCCCUUGUUGUUACUGAGCAUUAUUGAAUUGGACUAGUAAAGGGAGAUGGUGAUUCCUCCUCCAGUUAGGCCACCAAGAUUAACCCAGUAUCUAAAGCCAUAUAUCUUGAAAAUGCACUUCACAAACAAGUAUGUUAGUGCCCAAGUGAUCCACUCCAAAACAGCCACGGUUGCUUCAGCUGCAAGCUCCCAAGAGAAGGCGCUGCGGUCGAGCAUGGAGUCGACAAGGGAUGUGGCUGCUGCUGCAAAGAUUGGGAAAUUGUUGGGAGAGAGGCUUAUGCUCAAGGGAAUCCCAGCUGUUUGUGUACACUUGAAAAGAGAACAGAAAUAUCAUGGUAAGGUCAAAGCUGUCGUUGAUUCUGUGAGGGAAGCAGGCAUUAAGCUGCUUUAAUUUUAGUUUUUUGGUUCAAUUUACUUCAUUUUGGGUCAUCCUUUGCCUGAUUUGUUGUUGAGUUUCAUCAAUCACUGCCCAAUUUGCUUCAAUUUGCUUCAUUUUGGGUGAAAUGUAGUGUUUUUAGGUGAAAUGUUUUUUUUCCUGCCAGCUUUUUUGUCAAAUAAAUAAUAACUAAGAGACUAUAUAUA
Messenger RNA from Cucurbita pepo subsp. pepo (vegetable marrow), 724 nucleotides. RefSeq lists its product as uncharacterized. Gene Ontology annotation, molecular function: 5S rRNA binding; structural constituent of ribosome. Gene Ontology annotation, biological process: translation. Gene Ontology annotation, cellular component: ribosome. NCBI's taxonomy places the organism in Eukaryota, Viridiplantae, Streptophyta, Magnoliopsida, Cucurbitales, Cucurbitaceae. The record is from RefSeq and is a predicted model, not a curated record.